GCGGAUGGUCGGUCGGGUGUGGUUGCUGCUCUGCUACUCUACACGCUAAUCUUAAAGUUAUUCCAUCCAGUAAAUGUCUCAUUUAAACAGUCUCUUAAUAACAUCGAUUUAAAUAAUAAUAAUAACAACAACAACGAACAUGGGAUUUUUCAUAAACAAACCAACAUGAUUAAUUGCUUCUCUGGAUACGGAGAGUAUGCGUUCACUAUCACCUUCUUAACUAGACGUCGGUUUUACCGAAGAAAAUCGGAAGGAUCAGUGUACAAACAACAACACAACAAUGCUGUGAUAAUAGCAAUCUGUUUACUUUUGUCCGGGGACAUUCACCAGUGCCCAGGUCCAACCAUCGUAACAGAUGAGGGAAGCAUUGUUGACGAUUUAAUACGCAACUCUACCACUACUCAGGUAUGUAGUUUAUUCAGAGACUACUCAGGUUUUGAAACUAGCCUGCAACCUUACACUGUGUGCCAUGUGCCCUACCCGAGCUCCAUAGGGGAUCCAGUGAUGGCCCGGCUGAGUUUUGAUCUCGAACUGGCUCGGCUGACGGGCGUUGCACCUGUUGAGUGUCUGGAUCGGAGCACAUGGAGGGGAGCAUUGUCGUUGCCAUUGCCAUCGAAGUGUAUGAGUGUCCCGGAGGGAUCCGACAAAUUGUCGGUUUCGACUGAUGACUGGCCAUCGUUGGAUCGACGGAUGGUGGAGCCGGUGGAGAUUUACCCUGUGGCGAAAACGGCACCUUCUCGGGUCGUGGUAGGAUGCAGUGACUGCCUGCACGCAACUACAAGUUCAAGCGGUAUGGAGUUGAACGAUAAACUUGAUCAUGUGGCGAUGACGACACUUUCUCGGGUCGCGGUCAGAAGCAGUGACUGUUUGCACGCAACUGCAAGUUCAAGCGGUAUGGAGUUGAACGAUAAACUUGAGCUUGGAGCCUAACAACAUCUGGCAAAGGGACUACCAAUGAAAACUAGCCCUAGGGCUAAUUUGGGUACAUUUACAUAUACAAAUGUUAAUUAAUGUACACUGUCCCUUUUCUAAAUAAAUAAAUAAAUAAAUAAAUAAACUCUCUCCUUUAAGAGCUGAGUGUUGAACAUCAUUGGACUUUUUUUAGCCAAAACUGUCAAAUGUGACCACUUAACUAACCAAUAAACUUCAGUCUUACUAAGUCUUUUUUGUGUGUUUGCAUUGAUGUUUAUUAACAUGUAUAAAAUACUGAUAAAACUAUAAAACUGCACACUUACCUUUAUAAUGAGAGUCAAACAGGGCAG
This is a messenger RNA of Misgurnus anguillicaudatus (oriental weatherfish), 1262 nucleotides long. RefSeq lists its product as uncharacterized. Lineage: Eukaryota; Metazoa; Chordata; Actinopteri; Cypriniformes; Cobitidae. The record is from RefSeq and is a predicted model, not a curated record.